ACCAAAAAGUAAUUAAAAUAUUUCUCAGUUUCAUUAUUUACGAAUUAUCCAGAAAGCGUUCCGCUUUGGUAAACAACACAGAAUAAAUUGGAUAGGCUACCAUUAAGUCUUAAUCGUAUAAAUCGUGACAAUUUGCACCUAAUUGCAAAAGCUAAUUCACGUUUUUACCAAAAAGAUUAAGACCAACAAUGGAAUGGAAAGACGAAAUGCACAAAAUGCUUGCUGCAUUCGAUCGCCAGGCAACAAUUUCGUUGGGAAAAAUUAAAACGACUUUCAAACGCAAUGGUUUUUCGCUCAAUUCUGAGUUUAAGCAAUAUUUUUUGAGUGUUUCAAGUGAUCGGAUCAACCUUACUUACGACCAAUUCGAAAUGAAUUCAAACUUGGAAGACCGAGUCAACAUUGGUGCAGAUGAUGGGUCACCGAUUAUGAGCUCAUUUCUUACUAAAUGUCCUGGCAUGACUGACCCAGUCGAAGUCAUCGACUCAAGCGAUGAAGAUGAUCAAAUCAAAACGGAAGGUGCCCUUGAUAUUAAGUGCGAUAACAAUGACGAAACAUCUGAAUGGAACGAUUUGGUUCAACAUACCGAUAGUAGCUACACCGAAAUGUUAGAGACGGAAUCGCCCGGUUUUAAUUACCAGAAUGAUCAUUCAGAAAGUGAAGGCGGUAAUGGUGCCAACAAAGAAACUAUGAUGGCGGAUAUGAACGAUGGCAUUCCGAUGAUUGAAUUUAAUGAGAAUCGCAAUGUGAACACAACGAGCAAACACUCCAUCAUAAUGGCAAAUAAAGGAAACGCUGAUGGUGCCAAAACUAUUCGUGACGCAUCAAAAAAUCGAAACAACAAAAUAUCCAAGAACAAAAGAACAACAAAAUAUCCAAGAAACGGUGGCGGAAAAGCGCUUCGAAAUCAGUUGGUGCCGAAAAAGCGCUUCAAGUGUCAACUUUGUGAAUAUUCCAGCAAUUACAGGGCAGACCUCAAUAAACACACACGUAUUCACACAGGCGAAAAACCAUAUCGAUGUGGUAGCUGCGGCAGAGAAUUCACAAAAAUGCAGUCCCUGAAGGUGCAUAAGGCGACUCAUAUCAAUGAAUUUCCAUUCCAUUGCCGGAUCUGUUUCAGCGGUUUCUACCAGAAGGAUGAAAAAUAUGCCCACGAAAAAGUGUGCAAAGUGCGUCGAUUUGAAUGCCACAUCUGCAAGAAGUUUGUCACUGUGGAUCAAGCCGAUUUGAUAAAACAUAUGCCUGUGCACAGCGGUGAAAGACCGUUUCAAUGCAAGAUUUGUAUGAAGCGUUUUACACGGAAAUAUCAUAUGAAAGCACAUUUCAAUCGACACUAAAAUUCAACCAUUGAUAGCAAUACGGUUUCGUUUUUAGCUAGAAACUAUGUCCCCUCAUACGAUCACAUUAUAAACAUUGAAAUUAUUAAGCUAUCACAACCAUACCUUCAACCAUAUCUAGAUUCUAGAACUUUUCUUUAAACACUGCUUUGAUCAACAUCAAGUACAUUAACAUAACUCCAGAGAGAGAGAGAAAGC
Contarinia nasturtii (swede midge) is the source of this 1532-nucleotide messenger RNA. RefSeq names its product zinc finger protein 62-like. Gene Ontology annotation, molecular function: DNA-binding transcription factor activity; RNA polymerase II cis-regulatory region sequence-specific DNA binding. Gene Ontology annotation, biological process: regulation of transcription by RNA polymerase II. The record is from RefSeq and is a predicted model, not a curated record. The transcript has 3 exons. NCBI's taxonomy places the organism in Eukaryota, Metazoa, Arthropoda, Insecta, Diptera, Cecidomyiidae. The coding region runs from base 189 to 1334 and encodes 381 amino acids.